Messenger RNA from Vigna radiata var. radiata (mung bean), 900 nucleotides. Its product is annotated as phosphoenolpyruvate carboxylase kinase 2. Lineage: Eukaryota; Viridiplantae; Streptophyta; Magnoliopsida; Fabales; Fabaceae. The transcript is spliced from 2 exons. Gene Ontology annotation, cellular component: nucleus; cytoplasm. The record is from RefSeq and is a predicted model, not a curated record. Gene Ontology annotation, biological process: peptidyl-serine phosphorylation; protein autophosphorylation; intracellular signal transduction. Bases 5 to 817 code for a protein of 270 amino acids. Gene Ontology annotation, molecular function: calcium/calmodulin-dependent protein kinase activity; calmodulin binding; calcium-dependent protein serine/threonine kinase activity.
CAGUAUGAGUAAAUACCUCCAGCAAGAGUACGUCGUUUCGGAGGAGAUCGGCCGGGGAAGAUUCGGUACCGUUUACCGAUGCUCGUCGGCGGACUCCGGCGAGUCCUACGCCGUUAAAUCCAUCGACAAGGUAGCCAUAAGUGCCAGCGGAGACUCCCUGGACUCCCGAUGCCUCUUUACCGAGGCCAAGAUCGUUCAGCUGCUCUCCCCUCACCCUCACAUAGUCACUAUUCAUAGCCUCUACGAAGACGAAACGCACCUCCACAUGAUUCUCGACCUGUGUUACGAACCCACGUUUCAUCACCAGGUCAUGCUGGAACAUGAAGCUGCUUCAGUGAUGUGGCAGCUCAUGAAAGGCGUGGCCCACUGCCACCGUCUUGGCGUGGCCCACCGAGACAUAAAGCCCGACAACAUUCUUUUCGACAAGGACAAUCGGCUGAAGCUAGCCGAUUUCGGCUCGGCUGAGACUUUCAAAGAGGGCGAGUCCAUGAACGGAGUGGUGGGGACACCGCAUUACGUGGCGCCGGAGGUCCUCACCGGAAGGGAUUAUAACGAGAAAGUUGACGUGUGGAGUUGUGGUGUGGUUUUGUAUCAAAUGUUGGCGGGGUUUUUGCCCUUUGGAGGUGAUUCCCCUGUGGAGAUUUUUGAGUCUGUUAUGCGCUCCAGUUUGAGACUCCCAACCCGGGUUUUCUCUUCUGUUUCACCUGCCGCCAAGGAUCUCCUUCGUAGAAUGUUAUGUAGAGAAGUCUCUAGAAGGUUCUCUGCUGAAGAAGUUCUGAGACACCGGUGGUUUAGCAUUAUUGAACAGAGUGACUGAUAUGUACAGUGUCUCAUGACUUUUGGAAGAACUGAGAUGGAUUUUUUGUAUUCUCUGACCUUAGAGGCUGUUCUUCUCUUUCU